UGUCAUUAUUCAAUGUAAUUCUUCCCCCCUUUUGUUUCGAUUUCAACCGCCCUCAUAUCGAGUAUAAAUACUCCAUACCCUCAGUAGGAAAGCACCAUUCGCCUCUUGGAACCUAUUCCUUCUCCAAGCAACUCCAGUCAUCAAAGAUGAAAGUGUUGAUCGUCGCCGUCGUUCUCUUUGCUGUGGCAUUGGCCGAGGAACUCGAAACAGCUGAAUCCUACCCAGUGGCCGCCGUCUACCAUAGCGCCCCAGCCUACGCUGCAUCUUCUGCUGGUCAUGCUUACGGUGCCCAUGGACAACACAGUGCCGGAUAUGGAGCUCAUGGACAGUCUCACUAUGGAGAUCACGGACGUUAUGGAGACAAGGCUUACGCUGCUCAAGCACACCACAAUAUCGGAGGAUAUGGAGCUCAUGAUGCUUAUGGUGCCCAAGCUGCCCAAUAUGGAAAAUACCGUAAUGUAGGAGCAUACGCCCAAGACAAGGGAGCUGGUUACGAAAAAGCUUAUGCUUACGACAAGAAGGCCGGACACCAUGGAAUUGUUUCCGACUAUGGCGCAAACCAGGGAAGCUAUGGAGUUCACGACAAGAAAGCAUACCACAAUCUUGGAGCACACGCCAGUGCUGGACAUGACAGAUAUGGUGCUCACGACAAGUAUGGUGCUCAAGCUUAUGGAGUUCGAGCUCACGAUGCCUCAGCUUACGGAAAAUACGGUAGCGGACAUGCCCAGAUGGUCCAUGUAGCACCCGCUGUCUACAGUCACGCUGCUGCCCCCGUUGUCUACACCCAAGCUGCACCAGCUGCUUACGGACACGCUGCUCCAGUUGUCUACAGCAAAUACUAAAAAGGAAAUUUGACCGGAAAGACAUGGUUAUGUUUUGGGAACCAGAGAAAAUGGUCGUCAUUGAACAGAUUCCGUUUUCUGUUCCACAAAAAUGUCAACCUGUCUUACUUUGGACCACGAAUAACUGUUUCCGGCUCCCAAAGGAUUCGCAAUAAGUCUGAAUCAUUUGGGAUUCUUAAUUUAUUUCUUUUUUGUUUCUUGUAAUUUCGUAAAAAAAAUCCGAAUAAAAACGUUAAAAGUUGAA
This is a messenger RNA of Stegodyphus dumicola, 1086 nucleotides long. RefSeq lists its product as uncharacterized. NCBI's taxonomy places the organism in Eukaryota, Metazoa, Arthropoda, Arachnida, Araneae, Eresidae. The record is from RefSeq and is a predicted model, not a curated record.